This is a messenger RNA of Hypomesus transpacificus, 2933 nucleotides long. RefSeq names its product nascent polypeptide-associated complex subunit alpha, muscle-specific form. The transcript is spliced from 5 exons. The record is from RefSeq and is a predicted model, not a curated record. Lineage: Eukaryota; Metazoa; Chordata; Actinopteri; Osmeriformes; Osmeridae. Bases 486 to 2528 code for a protein of 680 amino acids. Gene Ontology annotation, biological process: cell differentiation.
GCAACAGUGGGUGAAUGUGUUGGGCCAUAGAAGAGAGUGAGAGAGAGAGAGAGGGAGUAGUCUGUUGUAACACAUAGAGGAGCUAUUACUGUUGCUGCAGUUGCGGCACCGAGGAGAGUCUUCUCAAGCCUCAGUUCUCCAGCCUCAGCCCCAGCCCCAGCCUUAACCCCAGCCUCGCUGUCUCCGGGAGGUUUGGAACACGGAGCUCUGUUGUCACAGCAACCAAUCCACUGACAACUGCUGACCCCUUCUGGUCUCUCCAGGUCUAUACUGCUUUUCUGGAGACUCUACUGUUCUCUACUGGACUCUACUCAUUUCUACUGAAUUCUACUGGUCUCUACUGGUCUAGAUUGCUUUCUACUGUACUCUACUGAACUCUGCUGUACUGAUCUGUACUGAACUCUAUUGAAGUCUACCGGACUCCACUGAACUCUAUUGUACUGUUCUGUAUCUCUCCUGGUCUACCCUGGUCUUGCUGAGCUAGCAUGGACCCUGGGGGUCUGCAGUGCCCCCCCCCUUCCUGGGAUGGCCCCCCUCAGUCUAGUUUUUCCCCACUGUGGGGGCGGGGCUACCAGCAGCUGUCUCCCUGCCCUGACCUGGUCCGCUCCCGCUGCCAGCAUCCCGACGCACAGCACCACUCUGAAAGGUCAGGAGUCGCCACGCUGGCUCCAGGGUGUGCUGGGAAACCUGGGGAGGGGUGGGAGGGUAGAGGGGAGGCCAGACUUCCUGAGGGAGGGGGGCGGAUGACAUCAACAAACAGCCCGGAGUUCAGAGGUCGUUCCUUCUCGGCGGUCUCGGCCUCCAAGCCUCUCCCCCCUCGUGAGGAGUUGGACGGCUCCCACCCCAGCGCUGGUCCUGAUUGGCUCACACCCUCAGACUCCUCCCCCGAGGGGGUGUGCCGCUCACGGUCUCGCAGCAUCAUCCUGAGGAAGAGCAAACGCAGACCGGCCCCGCCGCAGCGCAGCAUAUCCCUCCGCCGAGACGGCACCUCCUCUGAGACCAGAGAAAGUAGGACCCAGAGCCUGUACCUGCCCAAUGACCCGCUCUGCUUCCUGCCCGACCUCAUCCUCAUCUCCAAACCCCGAGCCGGGGAGGAAGGGGAGGAGCCUUCCCCCGUUAACCCCGCCCAGGGAAAGCUGCCCGUCAACGGCGGUAAGCUGGAGCAGCCAGAGGUGAUGGAUCCCUAUUGCACCAUGCUGCCUGGGGUGGGGCGGGGCUGGGGGAGGAACAAGCCCCCCCUACCCCCCCGGGGCCCCCUCAAUCCCCCCCUGCCUCCCCAGACCCCCACCUCCACCAUCACGGGCCCUUCCCCCCUGGGAUGCAGGAUGAGGCCCCGUGCCUCCCCGCCCUCUCAGGGCAGCAGGGUGAGGUUGUCCCUGGAGCUGCCCGCCCCCACCCCGCCAUCCCCAGCCCCCGCUCCUGGCCCUGACCCCUCACUCCGCCCCAGAGCCACGCGGCGCCAUUCCGACUCGUCUGCGUUCUGCCGUCUCCGAGGCCUGGGCGCCAGCGUGGCGGUGAUGCCCGUGGUCACGCAAGAAGACCUCAGCACCAUCCGGCUCCGCCCCCUCGGUGCCCCCAACGCCGACCCCGCCCCUGAGCCACACGAUGAUGUCACCAACGGGGAGGCCUCCUGCCCACCGCUGCCUCAGGGUCCUAAAGGUAGGCCGCCGCCUGUGGCAGCCAAGCCCCCGGUGCCCAGGUGGCUGCCUGGUCACACAGCAGAGACAGAGACCCCCCCAGCCCCCCAGGGUCAGCAUGUACCCCUCCACCCCCCUCAGGGACAGGGACAGGAGCGUGGGCAGGGGCAGGGCCAGGACCAGGGAGAGGGGCAGGAUCAGAGAGAGGUCCUCUAUAUGAAGGUUAGAAGGCCCAAACCUAAGAGGUCUCACCAGCCUCAGAUCAUGUCCAUUAGUGAUGACAUCACUCAGCAGCAACCUCACUGGCCCCCUGGUCAUGUGACUGACUCAUCACCGGGCCGUACCUUCAGCCAACCAGAGACCAGAAGCGGAGAGGGGUCUGCUCCAAACAGAAUUCCAGAAUGUUCUCUUCAGAGGAAUAAGAAGCUGACUCCGCCCCCUGUCCCCAGAAAACCAGAUGUCAUCCUGAGACCGUCAUCGUUCUACCUGAACUGCACAGAUUCAGCAGGUGUGUGUCUGGAGGAGAGGGGGGAAGAGAGGAGCUCUGUGCCCCAGAUUAGGAUGCCCUGUCAAGGGGAGAAGGAUGACCCCCAUCCUCCCCAUGCCGAGGACCUCUUCACCAUCAUACACAGGUCAAAGAAAAAGCUCCUCUCCUCCAAGGAAAGUGUGGAGGUGUCGGGGGGCAGACAGGCGCUAGGGUCGCCCUCCCGAGGGGGCUGUGACCCCCGCAGCCAGGAUCAGAGGUCGACCUCCAAGACCGACAGUUUCAUGGCGUUCCUGCAGAGGAGGCGGAGCCAGAAGCCCACGGCCAGAGAGAGGGUGUCGGCGGCAGAACUGCUCAAGACCUCCAAGCCAUUACCCAAUCACAAUGCAGAGCUGGCCGAGCCCUAGAAACCUCUAGACAAUCAGAAAGCCUUUCCAGAAACCUGGGACUAUGUGAGGUGUAAAACACCAGCCCUGGGACGGACUUUAGACAAUCGCAGAGAGAGGAGAGCCGGGCUAAAGAAAAGUGCCGCGAUUACUGUAUUGAUGCUUCAAACUUUGUUUCUGUGGUGAUCUGCUGUAUGUUGCUCAUGAGAUUAAAUAAUCUAUGUCAAACAUUUGUACUGCCUUAUCCGACCACGCCCACCAGUAUACCUGUCCACGCCCACUUUACUGUCAGGUCACACCCACCGGACUGUCUUCGCCCAGUUGACUGUCUGGCGAUGCCCACUGCUUGUUUAUAUGACCACGCCCACAUUACUCUGACCACUCAGCUUCUCUGCUUGUGAUUAUGGUCCUGCUGAUGAAAUAAAU